AUGGCCCAUAGAUUUCUGAUGGUGAACGUCAACCACUGCGCCAGAGCUCAGGACCUCUUACACCAGAGCAUGGCACAGUGGUCGACUCAAGUCUGCAUCGUGACGGAACCGUAUUUCGUCCACGAGCGGGAUAACUGGGCUGGUGACUCGAAUGACAAAGUCGCGAUUAUUACCAACCCAACAGCCGACUCUCCACCAUUUGGUGCAGUUCGGAGAGGUCAAGGCUGUGUAGCUGUUCUCGUCGGAGAGGUGGUGAUCGUGGGAGCAUAUUUCUCGCCAAACCGCUCCAUCGCCGAAUUUGAAGCGUUUUUGGCGGAAACUGAGACUUUGCUGUCUGGGUGGGGUCGUCCCCACCAUGUGAUAGUAGCUGGGGACCUAAAUGCCAAGUCGGUGGCGUGGGGCUCCCGCAUAACCGAUCUACGCGGCGAGUUAUUGGAGGACUGGCUGCUAGCCAACGGGCUAGUUGUGCUGAACCAGGGGACGGCCGAAACGUGUGUGCGGAUGCAGGGCGGGUCGGUUGUGGACGUGACGUUCGCGAGCCCCGCCCUGGCACGCCGUGUCCAAAGCUGGGAGGUGCUGGAAGAGGUCGAGACGCUGUCGGACCACAAGUACGUGCGUUUCGACAUCUUCCCCGAUCGACCGGCGCCUGUAGCUCAAGCCGUUCCCCGUUAG
Molecule: messenger RNA, 672 nt
Organism: Ostrinia furnacalis (Asian corn borer)
Lineage: Eukaryota; Metazoa; Arthropoda; Insecta; Lepidoptera; Crambidae
Exons: 1
Coding region: 1-672 (223 amino acids)
Molecular function (GO): catalytic activity
Source: RefSeq, a predicted model, not a curated record